This is a messenger RNA of Erigeron canadensis, 1037 nucleotides long. Its product is annotated as oligoribonuclease-like. Lineage: Eukaryota; Viridiplantae; Streptophyta; Magnoliopsida; Asterales; Asteraceae. The transcript has 9 exons. Bases 168 to 842 code for a protein of 224 amino acids. Gene Ontology annotation, cellular component: mitochondrion. The record is from RefSeq and is a predicted model, not a curated record. Gene Ontology annotation, molecular function: nucleic acid binding; 3'-5'-RNA exonuclease activity.
UCGAACUUGAAAGACUUUUGACUUUUAACCGAAACCAAAAGGUGUGCUCUGUUUCGUUCGACUGUUGAACAAUUUCUCUGUAUUCGAUUACAAAUCUGUCAAUCACUAUAACCUAACUAAUUUCUCUCCAAUUCCUCAAAUAUUAUAUGAAAGGGUAGAAAAUAAAUAUGGACGGCCUCUCGAAUGCUUUUUCUUGUCUGGAACUCGAUGUUGAUGAUAAUAGGGAAGAGACAACCAGUUCUGCUAAUAAUACAGAGAAAAAGAAUGUGGCCAUGGAAGAUGAAGAUUACAGGCAGCCUCUUGUGUGGAUCGACUUGGAAAUGACAGGAUUGAAUACUGAAGUAGAUAGAAUACUGGAGAUAGCUUGCAUAAUCACAGAUGGGAAGUUGACCAAAUCCGUAGAGGGUCCUGACUUGGUCAUACAUCAGACAAAAGCGUGUCUUGAUGAGAUGGGAGAAUGGUGUCAAAAACAUCAUGCAGAAAGUGGUUUGACCGAAAAGGUGAUCCAAAGUACAAUAAGUGAAAAAGAAGCUGAACAGCAGGUCAUGGAAUUUGUCAAGGCACAUGUGGGCACAUAUACUCCUCUACUUGCUGGAAAUUCAAUUUAUGUUGAUUUUAUGUUCUUGAAGAAGUACAUGCCUGAUUUGGCUAGUCUAUUCCAUCAUGUAGUUGUUGAUGUCAGCAGCGUGAAGGCCUUAUGCAUGCGCUGGUACCCAAAAGAAAACAAGAAAGCUCCACGGAAGGAAAAGAGGCACAGAGCCUUGGAAGACAUCAAAGAAAGCAUAGCAGAGCUCAAAUACUUCAAGGAAAAGGUGUUCAAAUCAACAAAGUCUGGGAGGUAACAUCAAAUGCAAGAAGCCUUGUUGGCUUUUGAAGUUUGAAAAAUGAAAAGAUAUCAAGGAUAUCAAGAAGGUCCGAUCAUUAUUUUUUGAUGAUUCAGGCUUCUAUUAAGUAGCUACACUUUCAUAGAAAUACAAUGAUCAGUUACUGUUAUCUUUGAAUUGAAAAUUAGCAAUGAAUUUUUCAUCUUGUGAAAA